Molecule: messenger RNA, 981 nt
Organism: Sinocyclocheilus grahami
Lineage: Eukaryota; Metazoa; Chordata; Actinopteri; Cypriniformes; Cyprinidae
Product: transmembrane protein 201-like
Exons: 4
Biological process (GO): nuclear migration along microtubule
Cellular component (GO): nuclear inner membrane
Molecular function (GO): actin filament binding; lamin binding
Source: RefSeq, a predicted model, not a curated record
UGGCAGGAAAACUAUGAUGAGGAGAUUGAGGUAUAUAAGCACCACCUUGAGCAGACCUACAAGUUGUGCCGGCCGUGCCAGACGGCAGUGGAGUACUACAUCAAACACCAGAACCGACAGCUGCGGGCUCUGCUCUUCAACCACCAGCUCAGACGCAGUCGGGAUGCUGAUAAAGCCUUUAUUAAGAACACCUACUCACUCGCCACACCAGCCUGGUUGAUCUUACUCAGAGUCCUUGCGUUUUUAGCCUGUGCCUUCCUUGUAGCUGUGGCUUUGUCUGGAUCUGGAGAUGUGGCCUCCUCCAUCUCGCGGAUAUUAAGCGGAGGAGUCAACCCACCUAAACGCCCCCUCCAAAAUGACAGUGAAAGCAAGACUGAGGAGGGCAGCAUGAUGUGGGAUGAUCUGGUGGGUCUUCUGCCGGAAAAGGCUGUGGAGAAUGCUCGACUCGUCUGGCAGUCCGGAAGUGACCAUCAGAUGGCCGUGGCUUCUGUUGGUCUCCUAACUUGCAUCACAGGUGUCUUAAUGGCAGGACCUGUCAGGUUGAGGAGAAUUGACGCUGUGUCCUCUGUGCUUUGGCUCCUGGUAAUAUGUUUUUACCUGGCCGAGUGUUACCUCAAGACGGACAUCCCUGAUUGGUUGGAAACGGUCAAGUUGGGCAUCACUUCUGUGUGUUGUCUGGUGGGAUUCGCUGCCGCUGUGGCAACACGCAAAUCCAUGAGUCAGAGAAGAGCCAGAGGUCGCAGGUAUCUGUCUGGCAGUUCUCCUGGGCCGUACUACAGUAAUCACUGUCCCUCGCUGUCUGCACCUGUGUCUGCAUCCUCUGCCUUCAUCCCAACUCCUCCCCCCAACCUGUCACAGCUGCUCAUCCGCCAGCAAAGCCACAGAAUGCGCAAAGCCUCGCCCUCCUCGCUGCCUGGGAGACUCAACAGGGCCCUCUCUCUGGGAACUAUCCCCUCCCUCGCACGAGCAGGUAAAGCAUAA